AUGUUCCUCGAUUUCAAGAGUGCGUUCGAUUCAGUCGAUCGAUCGGUUCUGUUCGAAAUACUUGCGCAGAAUGGUGUUCCCACGAAAUAUGUGAACAUCUUUCGUGCUCUAUACUCGAACACUACAGACCGCGUCAGGGUCUACAGUGACCUAUCUGAUAGGUUUCCGACCACAAGUGGCGUUCGUCAGGGUUGUCCGAUUUCCCCAUUUUUGUUCAAUUUCAUCGUGGAUUCUAUCAUGGAGUGUUCCCUUGCGGAAUCUCAUGAUGUAGACAUUGAAGUGCUGCAUGUUGAAAGGUUGGUUGAUCUAAAUUAUGCGGACGAUAUCGUCUUGCUUUUCGACGAUAUUGCGGCGGCGUAA
Dicrocoelium dendriticum is the source of this 360-nucleotide messenger RNA. The record is from the annotation of a GenBank genome assembly. Lineage: Eukaryota; Metazoa; Platyhelminthes; Trematoda; Plagiorchiida; Dicrocoeliidae.